GCAGGGGUGCUGUACAGUCAGAAGCAGUGCUUCGGCACGUGUCGUUCAAUUCCGUUGCCAUUCGCUCUAUGGUUGUUAAUAGCGUUGCGUUACUAGGGAAGAAAAGUAGUACGGACGAGUAUGCUUUUUGGAGAGUCCACCAUUACAAGGAAGCCACAUUUCUGCUAACGUUUGUUUACAAGGAGAAUAUGUCCAGUGCCAUUUUAUAGUUGUAUUUCAUAUUGUGCCAUGUUUCAUGCAUUUAAGAAACAGAAAGAAAUUUACAAGAGACAGUAUGGUGAAAGUUUUGAAUAUUUAACUUGUUUCCUCACAAGAUUACUCCAUCAUUCAUUCAGUGAUGCACCUUAUGUACAAAUGUCUGUAGUUGCUGUGUACCAGACCUCUAAGAAUGAGCUAUCAGAAUGGCCUGCUGUCAGGCACAGUGGGUCUAGAUCACGCAAUGUUAAAAGAUAGCAAAAACCUGAAGGAUGUACAAGCAGAACAAGAAACAGGAGAUAGGGGUGAAAUUUGUGCUAAAGAAAACUGUGGCAAAGAGACAGUAUUUCAAAAUGAUACUUUAAUGCUUCCUGCUGAAGAAUUUUGUAAUGGUAGCCAGGGAUUUUUACCAAGGCCACCCAAUGUAUCAAAGCAUUCUUUAAUGCCAAAUGCCAAUGAAGCAUCUUUACUUGAAGAAAAAAACAGGCGAAGACUAUUGAAAGCAAGUCAGGCAAACACAAUAGAGCCAAUAAGCAAUGGAUCUUCAAAUGGAUCAAAGAAAGAACUUGCAGACCAUCCUGUUUCAAGCAGUACAUUAAAAUGUGUUGAAGGACCUUUGCCAGCUAGUGUGAAUACCAGUCUUUAUUUGAUGGAGCCAGUAUCUGUCAGAGAUGGUAAUGGAGUUUCAGACUCUGAAAUUAAGAAUGCUGAUGAUGAUUUUAGUGCCCUUUUUGGACUUAAACAAAGUAACAUUUCUUUGGCCACCAGUAAACUGCCACCAGUUACGCACACUGGGGUUUUGCCCCCUGUGGGUCUUAAUGUUGUGUCUUCUGCACUAAGAACAACUAAUAGGAUUGAUCAAGACUGUGUGGAUUAUGGUAUAAUUUAUCAGGACAAGUUUGUAAGGCAAAACAGUGGCCUUAGUGAAGGCAGGCUGCACAAUACUGUGGUAUCAGAUAGCUGUUCUGCAAAUUCUGUGACAUCUGCAGUUAGCGUCAUGCUUCCACUUCGUUCAAAAGAUGUUCGAAACAGGAGCUAUUUGAAAGGUAGCCUGUUAUCAAGUGGUGCUCUGAUGGGAGCUGAAGAGCUAGAUCGAUAUUUCCCUGAUAGAAGAAUUGGGAUAUAUGUUGCCACAUGGAAUAUGCAGGGCACCAAGGAGCUCCCAGAGAAUUUGGAUGACUUGCUGUUGCCUUCUGAUGCAGAUUUUGCACAGGAUAUGUAUGUUAUUGGAGUUCAAGAAGGAUGUGCAGAGAGGGAUCAGUGGGAAAUACGUUUACAAGAAAUUUUGGGACCUCAUUUUGUUUUGCUGUAUUCUGCUGCACAUGGUGUACUCUUCCUAGCAAUUUUCAUAAGAAGAGAUCUUAUCUGGUUUUGUUCAGAGGUUGAAUUUGCAACUGUUACUACUCGCAUAAUUUCUCAAAUCAAGACCAAAGGAGCAGUAGGAGUCUGUUUUAUUUUCUUUGGGACAUCUUUUCUUUUCAUCAAUUCCCACUUCACAUCUGGAAAUGGAAAAGUAUAUGAAAGAAUUCUUGACUACAAUAAAAUAAUCGAAGCACUGGAUCUUCCACAAAACUUGCCUGAUACCCGUCCUCACCGAUCAACACCAUCGGAUGUCACUACUAGAUUUGAUGAGGUGUUCUGGUUCGGUGAUUUUAAUUUUCGAUUAAGUAAGGAUCGUGACAUUAUUGAUCAAAUUUUGAAAGAAAAUUUGGGCAGAGACAUGUCCAUUCUGCUGCAGUUUGACCAGCUAAGUAGAGAAAUUCAGGAAGGUUCUGUGUUCAAGGGAUUCAGAGAAGCUUCUAUUCAGUUUCCGCCAACCUACAAGUUUGAUGUUGGAUGUGAUAUAUAUGACAGUGGCAGAAAGCAAAGAAUUCCUUCAUUUACUGAUCGUAUACUGUAUAAAAGUCGUGAAAAAGAUGAUAUUCAUGUUGUAAAUUAUGAUUGCUGUUCUACUAUUAAAGCAUCAGACCACAGACCUGUAUAUGGCUCAUUCCAAGUUAAACUUAGGCCUGGAAGAGACAAUAUUCCAUUAGGAGCAGGUCAUUUUAACAGACAGCUAUACCUGGAAGGCAUUAAAAGAAGAUCUGCAAAAGAGCUCUGGCAAGGCCAAACCUUACGUGAUGCAAAAAACAGCUUAGUCUGCACUGUAUCCUGACACCCAGCCACUGGAGCUUUGUAAGAUGAUUUUGCAUUUAGAAUUAGGACACUUUGGCAAGCUUCAGUGCAUCCACUGUAUGAACUGCUGUUUUUCAACUGAAGUGCAGAACUGACAAUUUUAUCAUGGUGGUUUCACACAAGCAAUUGUGUGCUGAAGCUUCAGAAAAUCAGCAUUUUUCAAUCAUGUGUAAAGGAACUGUUGUACUAUGAACCACAAAUGUUUUGACUGUUAUGGCACUUAGCCAGCCAGCAGCAAAAGUGCCAGUUAGAUACAGAACAGAUAAAGCCCUAGCAAUCCUACUAAAAGCUUACUGAUGGUCCUAAAAUCUUACAACACCGGUUGAUUUGAGCUGUUUUUUGGAACAGUUAAGAAAUUUUAAGUUCUUGUGUUAAGAACCAGCUGGACCUCUCAUUUCUUAUUUAUAUAUGUUGAUGUUAUAUUUUAUUACUCUGACUCACCGAAUAUAAAAUAUUUUGCUACAGUUGCUCUAUGAAGGGAAUUAACAGCUGAUCAGAAGUAAUCACAUAUGGAAGAAUGUUACAUUACAAAACAUCUAAAUUGUAGCAUUUGCCUAUUCAACAAAAACAGUUUGCAGAUUAAAAUACUUUUCUUGCUAA
Molecule: messenger RNA, 2970 nt
Organism: Protopterus annectens (West African lungfish)
Lineage: Eukaryota; Metazoa; Chordata; Ceratodontiformes; Protopteridae
Gene: INPP5E
Product: inositol polyphosphate-5-phosphatase E
Exons: 11
Coding region: 389-2350 (653 amino acids)
Biological process (GO): phosphatidylinositol dephosphorylation
Molecular function (GO): inositol-polyphosphate 5-phosphatase activity
Source: RefSeq, a predicted model, not a curated record